Parathielavia appendiculata is the source of this 1276-nucleotide messenger RNA. RefSeq lists its product as uncharacterized. The coding region runs from base 83 to 1153 and encodes 356 amino acids. Gene Ontology annotation, biological process: retrograde vesicle-mediated transport, Golgi to endoplasmic reticulum. The record is from RefSeq and is a predicted model, not a curated record. NCBI's taxonomy places the organism in Eukaryota, Fungi, Ascomycota, Sordariomycetes, Sordariales, Chaetomiaceae. The transcript has 2 exons. Gene Ontology annotation, molecular function: SNAP receptor activity. Gene Ontology annotation, cellular component: SNARE complex; endoplasmic reticulum.
GCAAAGAGCAAUCAAGACGAAACCCAGACAUUCAACGACAUAGCAUUGCCGGCUCAACAACUUCGGCAUCCAUACAGCGAUAAUGGCUCGACUGAUAUAUGGCGUAGCGGCGACGCCAAUGCCGCGACGGGCCGAUCCCCUGACGGACCUGACCAUGCUGCUGAACCGCCUGCAGCGCACCAUUCUGCAUGCCGACGCCGAGCGCGAGGCACGCCUGAAGGAGAGCGAGUUUGAGAGGGAAAAGGCCCAAGCAAACAUCAACUACGCACGGUCGCUCCUCACCAAGCUCGAGCAGGAAGCCCUGUCCGUCAAGAUCCUCGUCCGCCGACAGGAAGCCCAGGCCGAUCUGGUGCGGAAGCGGGAGCUUCUGGACCAGUUAUCGGAGCGGCUCAGCGAUCUGGCCGAGCUUGCCGCGGUUGGGAACAACGGUAAUGCCGCCGACGAAGAGGACACUUCGGACGGGGAGGACAUCCUAGCCGACAUCGUCGUCACGCCGAGCGAGAGCUUGGACUCGACGAAGUCGAGCGACAUGCAGCCAGAGGAACCAGACGAGCCAUCGGCUCAGACCCCAGCCCCGCUAGAACCACCAUCACCCCCUCCGCCGCAACCCGCACAGCGACAACGCACCACACCCCAACCCGAAUCCUCCUCCAUCCCCUCAACCACACCACCACCCCCAGCAACAACCUCCCAAACCCUCCGCCACCGUCACACCGAACUAAAAACAACACCACCAGCAGCAGCAGCAUCAACAACAGCAACAACCAGCUCCUCCCUCUUCGUAAACCACCCCUCCCAAAAAAUAUCAACAACAACAGCAAUCCCCACAACAGAAGAAGCCAUCCUAGACCACCAGCGCGCCGAACAAGACGCCCUGUCGGACUCCAUCCUCCGCCUCGCCUCCGAGCUCAAGGCCUCGUCGCAAGCCUUCAGUGCCGCGCUCGAGGAGGACAGGGAAGUCGUUGAGCGGGCGGGACGGGGCAUGAGCAAGACGGGCGAGGCCAUGGAGGGCGUGACGCGGCGGAUGGGCAUGCUGCAGCGCAUGACCGAGGGGGAGGGGUUCUGGGGCAGGUUGAGGUUGUAUGUCAUUGUGUAUGGGUUGAUGGUAGGGUUGGUCUUGUUGGUUGGGGUGGGGCCGAAGUUGAGAUUUUGAUACUCUGCCUCUGGUUGUUUAUUUUGAGUAUCGGAGAGGAGUGAGUGGUUGGGUGGAUGGAUGAGCAAUGGGAAGGAGGUGAGCUGCUAUUCGGGACGAGCGAGUAAACAACUUAAAGGGAAG